ACUAUAGCGUCAACGUUGUGUUUCCAUACGACAAAUAUUUGUGGCGGACUCAGCUGGCAACCUUCAUCCUGGGCGAAGAGCUGCAGUGGGUGGAGGGAUGAGCCGCUCUCCUGUGACCGGUCAGGGUGCGAAGGAAGCAAGCAAUGGGGUGGAAUCCUCUGAUUCUCUUAAGGCCUCUGAUUGGUCAGGAUCUCAUGGCUUCACCCUCCAGGGGAUAAAGUUCAUUGAUGGGGCUGAUUUUGAGCCUCACAUGGAGGCGUCUGCCCUGUCAGAGACUCUGAAACACACACCUCACCACAUGGACUCAUGUAGAGACACACACACACUCCAGCCACACACAGAUCACUCAGAAUCACAGCCUACAGAGUCACUGGUUCAACACUCCCAGUGCAGACAUAUUCCAACUGAAGAUGGCACAGAUGAGGACACGCUCUCCAGUGAGACCGAACUAACUCACGGCUGCUCUAAAAGAGAACUGGAAGAGUGGAGAGCGGAGGAGGUGAACAAUGUCAACAAGAGAGAUAUCAAGCAAAGGAAAGAGACGCUUAUUUCUGUACAGCCAGUGGAAGCACUCUCAACCGAACACCCUCCCACUCACUCUGAACCUAAAGAAUGGUCUAAUCCCGAUUCGUCGGAUGAAGUGCAAGCGAAUACUUCCAUUUCUCCUGAUGAGGCCCCUCCCCUUGUUCCAGCCCCUCCCCCUGACCAGGCCACACCCCCUCUGCUGCCAGACCUUGAUGAUUCUCCAUGCCCAGCUCACGUGAUGGCAGAGGUACGUGUGCGCUCUGUCCCAGAGCGAGAUCGAGUCGUGCGUGGCAUGCAGGACAGUAAAAGCCUGGAUGAGAUCAGUGGGGCGUGUGGGGGCGGAGCACGUGGAGGCGGAGCUAGAGGAGGCCAACCGGAAGGACGCCGAGCCACCAUAUCCAGCGCCCUAGAAUUGGAGGGAACCGUCAGCCAUGAUGGAGAUCUUACUCACUUCAUCGCCAAAAAUCUUGAACAGAAGAUUAAAAUGAGCUCACGGCCGAGUCUGGACACUGAUUCAGACUGUUCUGGGCCUGUGGUACGUGGUCGUGGCUCUUUGCGCCGUCCGGCUGAUAUUCCGCCCAUUGACCCAUCAGUGCUGGAAGACCUGCAUAAACACACACAAGAUGUGGCUCAGAGUGUAGAAUUGAUGCUGCGAAGCCUCAGUGGAACUAUUCAGAAUAUGACUGCAUUAAGUGUGGGUUAUAUCCAGACAUAUAGAGAUUCUGUGGACAGUUUGGGAGAGUCAGUGGACAUGAGUAUAAAGGGAAUGUACACACUCAUGGCACGGUGUGAGGAGCUGGAUCGCUCCAUGCAACCUAUACAUACUCUAGCUGCUCAGAUCAGAGACAUCAAACGAACCCUUGAUGCCCUGGAAACCAUCUGCAAGUAACUAUGGCAACAAACCACGCCCCUAACCGAGUGAGGACCCCGCCCUCUGCAGUCAUUCUGCUACAUACUGUGCAAUGGAACCAUUUAGCUAAUUAUAAUGUUUUCUAGCAAGGCUCUGCAAGUGCUCGCCCCCUUAGAGACAGCUUGGUUCUUGCCCUUCCCCUCGGAGACCACAUCUGUAAGCAAGCACCUCUUUUUGUUGUGGCUCCUCCCCGCUAGAAAAUCGCUGGUAAAACAGCAUCAACUUCUCCUUGUGAUUCAUGCCGUCCAACACCCUCCACAUGACCACAGGAAGGACCCUGUGUCAUUGGUGGCUUUUGGGCAACUGAUUGGUGUUACCAUUGCCCCUGUUUAUGAAGUGAGUGAACGCACGUAUCGGUGAGUGUUUUCACAGAUUGCAUCUAUUUGUAAUGGCCUCAAAUUUAAGACAGAGUAGAAGUGUAACACCAAUAUUUGCCAGUAGGGAAGCCAUGCUCUGUGUGUAUUUGUUCCACUUGGACGUCAGUGUUUCUGCAGGAUGGAUGCUAUGCAUCCCAGGUCAGUUCCUAAAUAUUUUCUGAUAUCUUUUACUUGCUCUCAUUGCCGUUUUAAACCUAUAUGGCUUUCUUUUUUUCAUGAACACCAUAGAAGACAUUUUGAAGAAUGUGCAUAUUGCUCUUUUCCAUACAGUUACAAUGAAUGGUUAUUGGAGAGUUAAAGCUUUAAAACAGAUGCAAAAUACCAUAACGUGUAUAAUGAUGUACAUUUUGGUCUGUUUCUCACACAAAGCUAUUGUGCACACAUCACAUGGACUACUUUUAUGGUCUUUUUUUUUAAGCUUGAAAGCUUGAGUCUCCAUUUAAUAAUUGCAUGGAAAGGAUGUUCUUCAAAACAUCUUCUUCUAAGAAAGUCAUACAGGUUUGGAAUGACAUGAGGAUAAUUAAAUGAGGCAAACAUUUUUAAUUUGUUGGAUGAAUUGUGCCUAAUACAAGCACCAUAUAGACUCGUCUAUGAAUUUUAGACUCUUGAUUUCCAUAUUGAGAGUCAUGACAGAUGUCCCCUUGAUUUAUUGUAUGCAAGUGUUUACCAAUAGAAACAACCACAAAAUUUAGAGGAAGGUGAGGAGAGAUCGGAGGUGGGUGUGAAAAAAAACAGGAUGGAUGAAAGUUUUAUUUUUGAAAAUGAAUGAUCUUUACCCUUCUCCGUUUGGCCCUGUUUAAUCCGUUUCUCUCUAUCUCUUUAUUGCUGUCUUGCUAACUAUAACCCUGAUUUGUCCAACAAUCUGUCAUUAAUGUGUAUUUUAAAUUAUUAUAUAAAACAAAAUAAAUUUGCUAGAAUGAUCUAA
Pimephales promelas (fathead minnow) is the source of this 2737-nucleotide messenger RNA. RefSeq names its product BLOC-1 related complex subunit 6 (gene borcs6). NCBI's taxonomy places the organism in Eukaryota, Metazoa, Chordata, Actinopteri, Cypriniformes, Leuciscidae. Gene Ontology annotation, biological process: lysosome localization. Gene Ontology annotation, cellular component: BORC complex. The record is from RefSeq and is a predicted model, not a curated record.